Molecule: messenger RNA, 665 nt
Organism: Panicum hallii
Lineage: Eukaryota; Viridiplantae; Streptophyta; Magnoliopsida; Poales; Poaceae
Product: 30S ribosomal protein S21
Exons: 2
Coding region: 134-460 (108 amino acids)
Biological process (GO): translation
Cellular component (GO): ribosome
Molecular function (GO): structural constituent of ribosome
Source: RefSeq, a predicted model, not a curated record
GUACCUGGAGCCAGACACGCCGGAUCCGACGCUCCGUUAACGAAAGGCGAAGGGAGCGAGCAGCGCGAGUAGGCGGGGAGAGCGAGUGUGCGGCGGCGGCGGCGGCGGCAGCGAGAGGAGACGAAAGGGAACGAUGCAGGCGCUGGCAAGGGCGUCGCGGGGGAUCGCGGCGACGGUGCGGCCGUCAGCGAUGGAGGCGGGGCACGGCGGGCAGCUGCAGCAGGCCCGGGGCAUCGUGGUGCAGGUGAGGGACGGGAACCUGGACCGGGCUCUGUCGAUCAUGGAGCGCAAGAUGCGGUCCAGCGGCAUGGAGCGCCUCAUCCGGGCGCGCACCCACCACCAUGUCAAGGACUCGGAGAAGCGCGUGCUCGCGCGGAAGGCGCUCAUGCAGCGCGUCCGCUCCCAGGAGCUCGGCAAGAAGCUCCGCGAGAUCCUCAUCAAGAAGAUCAGGGGGCAGUGAGGGCAUAUCUAGCAAUCAGCACAUCGGCAGUUUACCAGUAGUAUUACCGUACAUGUAAUCAGUGCCCAAUGAUGGAUAUGUUUGGAGUGGCUUGAUAACAACUCGUCGGCAACCUUGAGAGAGAAAGCUUUUGUUGUAUUGCAUCAGGGACAAAUUGAUGAUUUUGAUUAAAAAAAUGAUGAAUUGAUGUUUUGGUUCAAAAUAA